GCGGCGGUGGUUUUGAUAACAAGUGUCUAAUGUUAUUGUUUUUAAUUAUUCUAACAUCAACAGAUUAUAAAACUGCGGUCUAGCGCGUGGGCGCUUGCAUGUAAAUAAUCUGUACGGAACCGUAAGGAGAAGGCGGCGAAAGUCAGUGUCGGUCGGGACUCCGUUUGUCUUUGUUUGUUGUGUAGCUAGUGGCCUGUCGCUCUAGGUAUCUUCCUAGUUUUGAUACCAUUUUGUUAUAAUAUGAUUAGUAGUAAUCGUUUAAACGCGUCCAAUAUGGAAUCCGUAGUUUGCAAAACGAGAAAAACUUUAUCAAAUUACUCAACAUCAGCAAGAGUAUUCUGUUAAAAAUUUCUGUUCCACCUACUUUUCAAAACUAUUGUUUUAACAAUAAUAACAGCAGUUAUUAUAUUGACUUAAUAAACCACAAUCAACAUGCAAGAACCCGAGGUGGAUUGGCUCAUGUUGGUUGCAAUUGCUGUGAUCUCAGGUUGUAUCGUACUCGGUAUAAUGUUUGUGAUUUGCUGUUUCUGGUCCAAAUGUUUAUUGUUUGAUUGUUGCCGGCCCAAGUACAAUAAUACGUUUAUCAUAUCUUACGAUAAACCAGAAGAAGCAUUGAAUUUACCACCUGAAGACGUAAACAACUCUACGUGUUACUCGCCAGUACGCAUGAAAGUAACCAAGACUUAUGAUUAUUAAAUGCGUACAAGUCUUAUCUUAUAAAUUAAUUUAAAG
This is a messenger RNA of Adelges cooleyi (spruce gall adelgid), 732 nucleotides long. RefSeq lists its product as uncharacterized. The transcript is spliced from 4 exons. The coding region runs from base 433 to 696 and encodes 87 amino acids. NCBI's taxonomy places the organism in Eukaryota, Metazoa, Arthropoda, Insecta, Hemiptera, Adelgidae. The record is from RefSeq and is a predicted model, not a curated record.